Molecule: messenger RNA, 1880 nt
Organism: Neltuma alba
Lineage: Eukaryota; Viridiplantae; Streptophyta; Magnoliopsida; Fabales; Fabaceae
Product: allene oxide synthase 1, chloroplastic-like
Exons: 1
Coding region: 138-1715 (525 amino acids)
Biological process (GO): sterol metabolic process; jasmonic acid biosynthetic process
Cellular component (GO): chloroplast envelope; chloroplast thylakoid membrane
Molecular function (GO): iron ion binding; heme binding; monooxygenase activity
Source: RefSeq, a predicted model, not a curated record
UUCGUCCUUUCUUCCUCGUCCUAUUAUUUUUUUCCCCCACAGCCACUCCCCUUACCAAAUCUCCUUCUCUCUCUCUGUCAAAUCUCUGUCUCGGUUCCGUUGUUUGAGUUGAAUCCUCGUCCCCCCCGUCCCCACUAAUGGCUUCCUCUUCCAUCUCCUCCCCCUUCCUCCAACUUCAAUCUCCUCCAACCUCCAUAUCGCCCAUUCCCUCCCCUGCCCCUCCCUUUUUCCUUCGUCCCAUCCGAGCCUCCGUGUCGGAGGGACCCUCCGUCUCCCUUCCCCCGCCGUCUGUCGCUGCUCGUGACGCCCCCAGGCUUCCUCUCCGCAAAAUCCCCGGUGACUAUGGCAUCCCCAUCAUCGGUCCCUACAAGGACCGACUGGACUACUUCUACAACCAGGGUCGCGAUGAAUACUUCAAAUCACGCAUCCUAAAGUAUCAGUCAACGGUGUUCCGCACCAAUAUGCCUCCUGGGCCCUUGAUUGCUCCUGAUCCCCAGGUCGUCGUCUUGCUCGACGGCAAGAGUUUCCCCGUCCUCUUUGAUGUCACCAAGGUCGACAAGAAAGAUCUCUUCACCGGCACUUACAUGCCUUCCACCGAACUCACCGGUGGCUACCGAGUUCUCUCCUAUCUCGACCCCUCCGAGCCUAAUCACGGCCCGCUCAAGCGCCUCAUGUUCUUCCUCCUCAAGUCUCGCCGCGAUCACGUCAUCCCCGAGUUCCAUUCCUGCUACACCGCCCUCUUCGAGACCUUAGAAAAUGAGAUCGCCGCCAAAGGGAAAGCAAAUUUCGGAGACCCCCACGAUCAGGCCGCCUUUAACUUUCUGGCUCGCGCUCUCUUCGGGUCUAACCCCGCGGACACCAAACUGGGAUCGGACGGCCCGAAGCUCGUUCAGAAAUGGGUGCUGUUUCAACUCAGUCCGAUUCUGAAACUGGGCCUUCCCAAGCUCAUCGAAGACUCUAUAUUCCACAGCGUCCGUCUCCCUCCGUUAUUGGUGAAAGCCGACUACCAGAGGUUGUACGAUUUCUUCUGCGAGUCCUCCGGGUCCGUGCUGGACGAAGCAGAGCGGCUGGGAUUGUCGAGGGAAGAAGCCUGCCACAACCUCCUGUUCGCCACGUGCUUCAAUUCCUUUGGAGGAAUGAAGUUUUUCUUCCCGAACGUAAUUAAGUGGAUCGGCAGAGCAGGGGUGAAACUACAUACGCAGUUAGCAGAGGAGAUCCGAUCGGCGGUGAGAUCGAGGGGCGGACGGGUGACGAUGGAAGCGAUGGAACAGAUGCCACUGAUGAAGUCGGUGGUGUACGAAGCGUUCCGGAUAGAGCCCCCGGUGGCCCUACAAUACGGGAGAGCUAAGCGAGACUUGGUGAUAGAGAACCACGAGAACAGUUUCGAAGUGAAAGAAGGGGAGCUACUAUUCGGGUAUCAGCCAUUCGCGACCAAGGAUCCCAUGAUAUUCGAUAGAGCAGAAGAGUUCGUGGGGGAUAGGUUUGUAGGGGAGGGUGAGAAAUUGCUGAAGUACGUGCUGUGGUCAAAUGGUCCGGAGACAGAAUCUCCGACGGUGGGAAACAAACAAUGUGCGGGGAAGGAUUUUGUAACGUUGGUGUCGAGAUUGCUGGUGGCGGAGCUGUUCCUCCGAUACGAUUCAUUCGAUAUCCAAGCGGGAACGUCGCCCUUGGGUUCCUCCAUAACCGUCACAUCUCUCAAGAGGGCUACCUUUUAGACGCAGCCUGCCGGGGCUCACUCCUCUCUGCCCACCUUCGGACCUAAAUUGUAUCAUGUCACUAAGCCGGUUGUUUUCGCAUGUAUAUUUCAGGUUUGAGAGAAACAGUAGUAUUAUUCAUGGUUCAUUAUGAAUAUAUAGAUUUAAAUGAAUGCAUUUUUUUUG